Molecule: messenger RNA, 475 nt
Organism: Brassica oleracea var. oleracea
Lineage: Eukaryota; Viridiplantae; Streptophyta; Magnoliopsida; Brassicales; Brassicaceae
Exons: 2
Coding region: 25-393 (122 amino acids)
Source: RefSeq, a predicted model, not a curated record
GGUUUGCUCGAUUCUCUGGCGACGAUGUUUAGCGACAGUGUGACGGCGAAACGAUCUUCGACGGAGGAGGAAUCCGACUCUUCUGUCUCGAAAAAGCUGAAGGUCGAAGAUGAAGACGACACGAACAUGGAAGACGAAAGCGAUAGUGAUACCGAUAGCGGACGUGCAUGGAGUGUUGAGACAGAAGAGGAUGAAGGAGUAGUGAGACCUCCUAGAAUUAAUUAUUUAAACAUCCAAGAUCCGGAACCGGAGUGGGAUAAGGACAGCUUCGAUGGUUACGAAUGCUACGACCCUGAGGAUCGUAAAAGCUUCUCCAAUGACGAGGAGUACGAAGAGUUCCGCGAAUUUAAGUUCCAGGCUUGGAAGAAUAAGGUCCAUCUUCCCCCUUACUGAUCUGGAGCAACGUUUUAGAAACAUGACCACAAGGGAAUAUUUGACGGAUAUUGCUUCCUUAUGUGUUAAGAAACUCAACGAG